GCUUCGGGAGGCGGGGACGCGGCGUCGGCGGCUUUGCCAGUUGCGUCUUUCUCCCUCACUGGGGAAACCGGCGGUGGCGGCACCUUCGGAGGCUGAGCAGCUGAGCCGGGAGCCCGCCAGUGGGAGGUCGGACAGACUGACUGCAGAGCCGACAGACGGACGGACAGCGGGGCAGCCAGACGGCUCGAGUCGCCUCAAGUUCCGCCAUGAGCUGGGGCACGGAGCUUUGGGAUCAGUUCGACAGCUUAGACAAGCAUACACAAUGGGGAAUUGACUUCUUGGAAAGAUACGCCAAAUUUGUUAAAGAGAGGAUAGAAAUUGAACAGAACUAUGCAAAACAAUUGAGAAAUCUGGUUAAGAAGUACUGUCCCAAACGUUCCACCAAAGAUGAAGAGCCAAGGUUUACUUCGUGUAUAGCCUUUUUUAACAUCCUUAACGAGUUAAAUGACUAUGCAGGACAGCGAGAAGUAGUAGCAGAAGAAAUGGCGCACAGAGUUUAUGGUGAAUUAAUGAGAUACGCUCAUGAUCUGAAAACUGAAAGAAAAAUGCAUCUUCAAGAGGGACGAAAAGCUCAGCAAUACCUUGACAUGUGCUGGAAGCAGAUGGAUAAUAGUAAAAAGAAAUUUGAAAGAGAAUGUAGAGAGGCAGAGAAGGCACAACAGAGUUACGAAAGAUUGGAUAAUGAUACUAAUGCAACCAAGGCAGAUGUUGAAAAGGCUAAACAGCAGUUGAAUCUACGUACACAUAUGGCUGACGAAAAUAAGAAUGAAUAUGCUGCACAAUUACAAAACUUCAAUGGAGAACAGCACAAACAUUUCUACGUAGUGAUUCCUCAGAUUUACAAGCAACUACAAGAAAUGGAUGAACGAAGGACUGUUAAACUCAGUGAGUGUUACAGAGGAUUUGCAGACUCAGAACGCAAAGUUAUUCCUAUCAUUUCAAAGUGUUUGGAAGGAAUGAUUCUUGCAGCAAAAUCAGUUGACGAAAGAAGAGACUCUCAGAUGGUAGUAGACUCCUUUAAGUCCGGAUUUGAACCUCCAGGAGACUUUCCAUUUGAAGAUUACAGUCAGCAUAUUUAUAGAACCAUUUCUGAUGGGACUAUCAGUGCAUCCAAACAGGAAAGUGGGAAGGUGGAUGCCAAAACCACAGUAGGAAAGGCCAAGGGCAAGUUGUGGCUCUUUGGAAAGAAGCCAAAGGGCCCAGCACUAGAAGAUUUCAGUCAUCUGCCACCAGAACAGAGACGUAAGAAACUACAGCAGCGCAUCGAUGAACUUAACAGAGAACUUCAAAAAGAAUCAGACCAAAAAGAAGCACUCAACAAAAUGAAAGAUGUAUAUGAGAAAAAUCCACAAAUGGGGGACCCAGGGAGUUUGCAGCCUAAAUUAGCAGAGACCAUGAAUAACAUUGACCGCCUGCGAAUGGAAAUCCACAAGAAUGAGGCUUGGCUGUCUGAAGUUGAAGGCAAAACAGGUGGAAGAGGAGACAGAAGACAUAGCAGUGACAUAAAUCACCUUGUAACACAGGGACGAGAAAGCCCUGAGGGAAGCUAUACUGAUGAUGCAAACCAAGAAGUCCGUGGGCCACCCCAACAGCAUGGUCACCACAGUGAGUUUGAUGAUGAGUUUGAAGAUGACGAUCCCUUGCCUGCUAUUGGACACUGCAAAGCUAUCUACCCUUUCGAUGGACAUAAUGAAGGUACUCUGGCAAUGAAAGAAGGUGAAGUUCUAUACAUUAUUGAGGAGGACAAGGGUGAUGGAUGGACAAGAGCUCGGAGACAGAAUGGUGAAGAAGGCUACGUUCCCACAUCAUACAUAGAUGUAACUCUAGAGAAAAACAGUAAAGGUUCCUGAAGAGGGUUUCUGAGGAAAUGGGCAAGAUGUUGAAGGAGGUUACAUGCAGCUGCUUUUGGGGGGAGGGUAUUAGAGUUGUCAGGCUCAGAGAGAGUGAGAGAAGCAAGUUGCAUGAGUGCAUGCAGACAUGAUUAUUUUUUACUAACUUCAUUAGCAUUUCUGUACAUUGUUUAAAAAAAUCAUUGUAAUACCAACCCUUAAACUUGUCAAUUACAGUUAUUCACAUAAAGGAAAAAAAGCCAACAAUGGCUAACCUUUUUUUCCAUUUAUUUUACUGAUCUCCAAAUCAGAAAGAAUGCAGAGUUGUCCUUAAGUUUGUCAUAUUUGACUGUCCCAACAGGACUGUCCAUCGCAGCUCUGUUUUAAUUGGCUUUUAGACCCAUUGUCUGUUAGAAUCCUUGCCAUUUGUCAGUGUCUGCCUGCGUCACCUCUGUGCUUGCUUAACAUCCUGUUGCAUGUCUAGAGUGAUCAGGUUUAGAUUUUUCAGGCAUGUCUUUAUAAUCCCUUGUUCUUGUCAAAGCCUUUGUUUUGUUUUACAUUUGUAGUGCAAAUCACUUUGUCAAACAUCUCCAGCACUAAUGUUUCCAUCCUAGUAUUUGUGUACGCUGCUAUAACUUCCCCACUGCAAAACAUUCCAGUUUUGGCAUUAUGAAGAAGCAGUUUGUGAACCUGAAGUAUUUAUGAUCAGAAGAAAAAACAUCUCUGCUCUAGCCUACAGCCCAGUUGAAAGAACUCUUUGAAACAUGAUACAUCUUCAGCACCUCAGUCUGGGAAGAAUCUAUAGUCAGCACUGAAAUCCUGGCAUAAUAAACACAGAAGAUAACUCACCACCUCAAGACAAAGGACUGUUGUCAGAAGUCAGCUGCUUCCAUUCAAACGCUGCCUUAAACUAGAGUGCCUAAAUCUGCUGAUUGCCAACACUACCACUACAGUAUCCCACAAAGGGCUUUAUGUGUCAGCUCAGUGCGACCUCCAUUAACUCGGCAGUGCUGCUGUAGCUGCCGAUACAACCUCGGUAGGUGGCUUUUAGAGCUCUACCAUGUUUGUUGGUGCAUCUUCAAAUUUACGCAUCAAACUAAAGACAUGUCUGAGUCCAUUUUACUUAGUGUUUUCAUGAGAAGUUUUAUGGACCUCCCUCCCAUUGUCUUUUAAUUUGGGGUUACUGUUUUCUCAUUUAAUUAUUACAAUGAUAGUCUGUUUCCAAGUGAUGAUUUUAUUUGAACCACAUACAAUUUAGUGAAACUUUGUAAUGAUCUGUGUGCACUUUUCCUUGUAAAAUGGGAGUUUCUGUAUGUUUAUACUUGUAAAUAUAGUUGUCAUCAGUGCCCCUAUGCUCAUGUUGCUCAUGCUGUCCUCCCUCGCAUUUGUGAUUCUGUUAAUGACUUGUAUCUUAACUAAUUUCUUAGUGGCAUUUAAUAGGGAGGUGGGUGGGGGUGGGGGGAUAUUUGUAACAUGGAAGCUUCAUUAAUUUGGUUCUUUACUGUUUUGAAGGAAGAAAGAACGUGAAAUGGUCUGUGUAUUGUUGGAUUUCAAGCAAUAUUUUAGAAACUGUGUGACUGCUUUAAUAAUUUUUCCCAGUGUUAUUUGAAUCGUACUACCAGUUAUACUAAAGCUGAAUGACAAUUGUGUGAAAGUCGAUGCCUUCGUAAGAUCAAGUACGCCCGUUACACAGCUGACAUGAUAGUGUAUUACCUUUAAGGCUAGUAAACUAUGAAGUUUUAGAUUUUAAAUCUCGUUACAGGGUUAUUUAUAUAAUGUGACAUUAUUCAGUACUGACAGACUACAUAAAGUAGUUUUCAGAUCCAGUGCUAUUUUUAUUUUAAAGGUUAGCAAUGAAGAGGAAACGACGUGAGCUGGCUGUGUUUGUCUUCUGUACAAAGCCUGAGGUGCUUGUGCUUUUUGGCAGCAGCCACAGAGGGCAAAGUUUAAGGCUUUCUUGUGAGGACUAACUGUUCUUUUCAAGCUACUGUUUGUUUUUCUUAAAGCAGGAUUUGCUUCCGUAGGAGGCAAGUUCCCUCACGUGGAAUAGUGCAACCUGUGUAUGGGUUAUUACAAUAGGAGAGACAUUUGUACUUGCACAGUUUAAAUCAUUCUUAAAUUUGAACAUGUGAAUUGUCCAAAAGAAGUCUUUAAUUUUUCAGUAAUUUUUACUCUUUUUGUGCACAUGUUGAUUUCUUAAUGUAAAUGCUUUGUUUAAGAUAGUGUUCUCUGUUGAGAAUAUUUUCAUGGAAUAAAAUAAUCUUUUCAUGGUCA
Eubalaena glacialis (North Atlantic right whale) is the source of this 4103-nucleotide messenger RNA. RefSeq names its product formin binding protein 1 like (gene FNBP1L). The record is from RefSeq and is a predicted model, not a curated record. The coding region runs from base 207 to 1850 and encodes 547 amino acids. Lineage: Eukaryota; Metazoa; Chordata; Mammalia; Artiodactyla; Balaenidae. The transcript is spliced from 15 exons. Gene Ontology annotation, molecular function: protein binding. Gene Ontology annotation, biological process: signal transduction.